UCAUAGGUAAUUCAACAAACUCAGAGACGAUGACACGCGAAAAUUUCAAAUAUAGCGAUAACCACAAAGGCCCUUUUAUAGCCUAUCUAGAUAAAAAAAAACUACGAAAGAAAGCGAUAGAGCACCAAUUAACGCAAUAAGAGUCAAAAAUUUAUUCAAGAACAUAAAGUAGAAGAUGUUAUCGACAUUGUGAAAAUCGGAUAUGGUAGAUGUAAAAUUACUUUCAAAAACGGCAAUGCAGCAAACAAUUUCAGUGAGCUAAUCAACGAUCAAUAUGAGGCGCGAAUUUUUGUUAAUUUUGUGUCGAAAAUAGGAAUAAUGUUUGAUGUUCCGACGGAUAUCUCAGAAGAAGAGCCACCAGAAGACAUAUCAUCGCCAGUCAAAAUCAUACGAAUAACGAGGGUAAUUAGGACAAAAGAUGGGAUAAAAUACUCAUCCCGUAGAGCUAAAAUAAUCUCUGAUGGGUUAGAAAUUCCUGCAAGUGAAGCCAUAUGUAGCAUUCGCACAAUGUUAUCCAUUCCAAUUCCAAUUCAACCACUUUGUUCAGCACUGCAAACAAAGAAAAUAUAUUUGAUCUAAGUGUGGAGAAUCACAUUACAACAAUGCUAAUUGCACAAUCGUAGUGUGUAAUAGUGAAGGAAACCACGAAGCCACCGACAAAGAAUGCCCAGCGAGAGUCAAAGCCUAUGCCAUCAAAAGCAUAACAACGCUAGAAAUCCUAACAAAACAGGAAUCAAGAAUAGAAUAUAAGAACAAUUUAUGAAACUGAUUUGAAAUACUUAACGAUAACACCACCCUGGACACAGAGCUCCCACAGAUACAAAAAAUAUGUAUAUAUAAAACAACAACGUACAGCAAUACAACAGAAGCAUUGAAACAUCUACAUCAGGAUAUUUUAUAAGCUAAAAUACCGAAAAUGAACAAGAGUAAGAAAAAAAAUGCACGACAAACAAUGAACGAGUGGAGAAAAACAACAGAGGAUAGGCCAACCUGCUCAAAUGCUAAAAUACUGACCUACCCAACCAGCUUGGAUAGAUUUAUACAAAAACAGGACGAUUGCACAAUGAAAAUAAAUGAAACUAUUAACAAUUGCUUUUGCGUUAGCACAACAGAUUAUAAUAAUGAUAAAGCCUCAUACGACGCAUUAGUAGCUAUUCAAAAUACAAAAAAGCAAAUGAAAGUCAAUAAAGACUUAUGGAAAAUUAACAAAAACACACAGCAACAUGACAUGAAAAAACAAGGAAACAAAGAACUAUUAGAAAUCUUUAUGCACAACAAUGACAUAGAUAUUUCUAUUUUAUCAGAAACCUGGCUAAAUAGCCACAAGGAAACAGGUCUCAAAAGCUACAACUGGAUACGGCAGAGUGGGAUUUUGCAUUAAAAAAUCCAUCAAAUUUUCAAUCUUUAAACUGGCAUCAAAUAUUGAGAACACAGGAAUCACAACACUUAAUUUAAAAAACAAUAUCGGUAUCAUCAGCGUAUACUGCCCACCCAACACAACAAGAACAGAGUUCAAAAACGAAAUGG
Messenger RNA from Ceratitis capitata (Mediterranean fruit fly), 1527 nucleotides. RefSeq lists its product as uncharacterized. The transcript has a single exon. Lineage: Eukaryota; Metazoa; Arthropoda; Insecta; Diptera; Tephritidae. The record is from RefSeq and is a predicted model, not a curated record. Bases 917 to 1381 code for a protein of 154 amino acids.